Molecule: messenger RNA, 1756 nt
Organism: Porites lobata
Lineage: Eukaryota; Metazoa; Cnidaria; Anthozoa; Scleractinia; Poritidae
Source: the annotation of a GenBank genome assembly
AUGAAGCGACAGCAGUCUAUGCUGUCAUUUUUAUCCAGAGAAAGCAAGAAAACACGCGACGAAGCAGGUAAUAGUACCAUAUAAGAACUUACCAUAAGAAGCUUUUUCUGUAAACCUUUCGAAGUUUCUGCAUGAUUAGUUUUCAGUUACAGUUUCCUGGAAAGUGCGACUUCCACGAAUGGAAUUACUUGUUGACCAUAGCGACAAAGGCUGCCUUUAUUCCGAAAAUUCUUCGUCUUGAAGUGUUCAAAAUACUUUACCGUCAAUUGGCUAACAGGAUGCUCAAAAAUAGCAGCCUUCAUGGACUCAAAAGUUUAGAUUAAAAGUAAAAUAUUUUAGACUGUAAACUGUGAAGACACAUUUGCAGCGAUCGGAAGCGGAGAGACCGCUGACUUUAAAACGAUUCUUCAUGUAGGCCACCCCAAAGUUAUCGUCGGAAAAACCCGCUUUUCUUUACAUGGGCUGCGCACUAUGGAAAGAGAACAUUUAAGACAGAAUAAAAGUACUGGAAGCAAAUGUUUUUAAUGUUUUCGCAAGAGUCAAUCUAUAAAUUUAAAGGGAAAAGGUAUACAUUGGGCUAGAAGCCCUUUCAUAUGUGAUGUAUCUUUUAGAAAACAACACAGUCCAUGAUGACCAUCAAGGUGUACAAAUUGAAGUUGAAGUAGAACCAUCAGCAAUACCCGCCCCAGUAGUUACAACCCCGCUGAUUGAUGAGCCAAUACCAGGUACAGUGGCACCUUCAGCAGUACUGUCCUCAGAUGCACCUUUGUUAAUUGAUAAACCAAUGCCCUUGGGACCAAGAUCAAUAGAUGCCAGUUCAAAAAUCUGUACUAUUCCUGAACAGCAGCACCUGCGAAUCCUGGACGAAGCUUUUGGGAGUGACCUUCACCAUGGAUUACACAAUCAUGUCCUUUGUGCCAAAAACGGUUGCAAGUCACUGUCCUCUAGUGAAAAAAGCAGGCAGUUACCAUUGAAGCCUCAUGUCUUCAAACACGAAUGGGUUGAUGAUGAUGCUGCAUUUUGUCGUAAAAGUGGUGUAUGGUGGUUGGCCUUGGAAGAGGGCAAGGGUAUGUUCUGUUGUCUCUGUAAAAAGCAUAACAAAACAGGGAAAGAUGUGAAAUAUGCUUCUGCACCCGGUACACGAUACAGAAAGGUCGCAGUGUUAGAGCAUGGCAACUCAGAAGAGCACAAGCAAUCAGUAGGAAAAGAACUUCUUCAGCGGGCAUCAUGGUUACAGAAGGAGAUAGAUAAGACAGCUGAAGUUGCUGAUGAGGUUUUGGUGCAAGCAUUUGCAGCAUUUUAUUUCACUGCCAAACAAGAAAUUUCCAACAUGAAGGUCUUGCCACUUAUUGAAUUUUUAACUCAGUAUGGGUUACAGGACAUGAAGUACUUUACCCAUAGGUCUGAGAGGUGUAGGCAAGAGAUCUUUCUGGCAAUUGGCCAAGCACUUGAAAGUCAAGUAGUGAAAGCCGCUGCAAAUGGUCGUUAUUUUUCUCUUCUUUCCGAUGAAGUAAGUGACAUUGCCAUAACAGAACAAUUGGUCACUUUUGUCCAAUACGUAUCCGAUGCUCAAGUUCAAACAAAGUUUCUCUCUGUUCAAAAUCUUCUUGAACACCACAGUAGUGCAAACUCUGAUGCCAUUGUGGACACGCUAACCCAAGAGAUUGACAACGACAAGCUACAGUGGGAUCACUCGCAGGCCUGGCAUCUGAUGGUGCUUCGGUAUUCACUGGCAGUAAGAAUGGAGUUGGAGUGA